AAAAAUGGGACAAUGGCUUUCUAGAGAGCCGGCUGACUAUGCAGCACUCCAUCGUUUUGAGUUUAAGGAGCUUCAAUGGACAGAGAAACGGAAACUAACUGGAAGUAUCAAGGCGAGUAAGUUCGGUGAUUGGGAAGGAUCACAUUUUGGAGUUGAAGGAUAUGUGGAGCCUGGGCGUAGGCGAAGAAUCGUAUUUCCGACCAAAGAUGAUCAUCUCGAUGAAUUGAAAAAAUUGAUUGAGAGCCGCGCAGGGAGCCGUCCAUUUGCGAAUUCCGAAGAGGAAGACUUGCUUCGCCUAAAGUACAAUCGUACCGUAAGAGCUCUCUCCAGAAAAUCAUUUGUGCUCCGAAAUCGCAUGACAUAUCUUCUCGAAGCACGAGCGGCUGGAAUUCCCAUUAAAGAUAACAUUAUGUUUUUAAAGCUUGUCAUAAAUUCUCUGUCCACCGAAUUCGAAGAAUUUUUCACCGACUCUUGCUACGCUGUCGAUAAACAUGUUCAACAACGCAAAAAGUACGCUUUGGACGCAUUCGAUUCACUGAAAGAUCUGGAAAAAGAGGUUGACAGAGAUGAAAAAAGUGAUGCUAAAGAUUUCGAAGAAGCCACAGACAAAGCCGAGAUUGUAAUUCAACAAAUCGAAGAGCUUUUCAAUCAAUACAACCGUACAUGGAAAAGCGUCUUAUUGGAUAUGAAACCAAAAAGAAUUGAUACAACUCUAUGGUGUGGUGAAGUUUCUCUUGAUGUUCCAGGGAUUCCACACAGACCACCUGUCUUUCUAGUUGUGGCUGAACAUCAUCUAGAAGAGAGAAAAAGGCCAACAAAAUCUUCGAAGACGGCUCCAGUGAAGAAUGAAGAUGUAGAAACUGUUCCAAGUUCACUGGCUGGUACCUCCCGUACGCCCAUUGCGAUUUUUGUGGAAGCGGAUCCGGAAACGACAUAUUUUUAAUUGCUUUGCUUGCAUUUUUAUUCUGCCUAACUAUGAUUUUUUGUCUUCUUAAAAUGCGUCAUGAAAUCCAAAAUUUGUCGGAUAUAAAAAAAUUUCCCUAUUACACUCACUUUUUCGCGCACCCAUUUUAAGCACUGGCACAUUUCGAUGAAUAAAUUCCACAAAAA
Messenger RNA from Caenorhabditis elegans, 1110 nucleotides. RefSeq names its product SPX domain-containing protein (gene eakr-1). The record is from RefSeq and is marked reviewed. Bases 5 to 943 code for a protein of 312 amino acids. Lineage: Eukaryota; Metazoa; Nematoda; Chromadorea; Rhabditida; Rhabditidae. The transcript is spliced from 3 exons.